AUGUCUUCCCUUCGACCUGAUGAUAGGUCCAGAAAGGAUCGCUCCAGGUCGCGCUCCCGCGAUCGCAGGUCCAAGAGCGAUGUUGCACCUGAGCGCCCAUCUUACAGCGACUACCGCGAACCGAGCUAUAUAUACCCAGAAGAUGACUUGAAUGACCGCACAAGACCGGGAGCACCACAAGCGAGCGGCGCUCUUCCCUAUCCUGAAGAGGGUGGCAUCUAUUCUAUGCUUCCCGGAAACCAAGCACAAUACAGCUACGAUGCUUACCCGACCAAUUACCAAACCGCCUCUCCAACCAAGGACUCGCCUUACAGGUCCUCGCACGACAGGGUUGACGGCGAUCUCCCAGGAGCAUUCCCAAAUGACAGCCGUCGCGAAAAAUACAGAGAUCCAUUCGCUUAUAGUACAGAACCCGGCGCCAAGGACGAGCAGGACAAAUUCAGUUUUCUGCCCCAAAAGUACAUGCGCAAGCUCACCGGAUCUCCUGGUGAAAAAGAGAAAGACAACCGAAGCCGUAAAGAAAGGCUAGACGAUGACCUGGCCUAUGGACAGCCAGGACUUCCUCCGCGACCUAAAAACGAGACAGAUGACAUGGCUUACGGUAAGGCUGUUGGAGUUCCUUCAAUAGCCACCCAGGUCAUGACCACGUACAACCCCCCUCCAGCUUCCGAUGACGACUAUUAUUCUCAGCAGCCACCCUCAUACGGGUACUCUCAUCGCGAUCCUGCAAGUCCAUCUAUUGAUCAGUAUGGUUCGCGCAAAUCCAAGGACGAUCUCCGCUACAAUGACAAUUACGGUUCAAACGCCAAUAUCUUGACUGUUGAGCCUAGAAACCGUGAAGACGACAAACAUCGUGAACAUCGCAGAGAUAGAUCUUCCGAUCCCCGCGGCAGUUCAGAUCGUCUCGCUGUUGACUCUGGAGACCGAAGACGUGAGAAAUCGCGAGACAGAUCUCGUCGGCGCGAAAAGUCUCGAGAAAGAUCUCGAUCUCAUAGGAGAGAAAAGUCGGGCGAUACUUUAACUGUGGACAAACAUCACCGACAUAGGUCACGAUCCAGAGACGGACACCGCAGUCGAAAAGACAAAUCCCCCCAGCCGCCGACCGAGAGGAUGUCAGGUCUCAGCAUCAACACUGGGCUGACUGUAGGCGGACUCGCCGCCGGUGGUUUGGCUGGUGCAUCGCUAGCAAAUGCUCCAGCAUCCCCAAUGCUAGAAUCUUACUAUGGUACUUACCAGGAUUGCUCUCCAAUGCCAUCUCCUCUGCUGCUCGCUGCCAGGUCGAGCGACGAUAACAGAGCUCUUGAGGCACUUUCACCACUUGGGUCUGAUAAUGAGGACGAUAGCAGACGUCGCAGCCGACGUGCACGUUUCCAUGAUCCUGAGGAUAUCACAACUCAACUAGCUCAAGCCCUGAAGGGCAGUCGCAAGCCUGACACUGAGCCUCUUAUUGAGAUUCUACCGAGCUUGACACACGAACAAGUUAUGAAGCUACGUGCUGACUACAAGGCGCUCGUUAAAACAGGCUCCGAACGUAAGGGCGUCAACGUCGCCAAGCAUAUCCGCGCUCGCCUCAAAGACGAGGACCCUUUGUUGAUGAAGGCUUGCUACUCUGUUGCCCUGGGCAUGUGGGAGAGCGAAGCAUACUGGGCCAAUUUCUGGUACCAAGGCGAUAAGACUCGCCGAGAACUUCUAAUCGAAUCUCUCAUGGGCCGCACAAACGCCGAGAUACGUUGUAUCAAGGAUUCGUUCACAGACAAAAAGUACGAUAACAGCCUCACAAAGUGCAUGAAGGAAGAACUCAAAGAGGACAAGUUUAAGAAAGCUGUCCUUCUGGUCCUUGAGGAACGUCGCAUGGAGGAAUACGACCACUAUGGCCGUCUGCUGCCCAUCGACUACGCUCUGGUUGACCAUGAUGUCGCUGAUCUUCGUCGAUCUAUAAAAUCAGAAAGGGGUGGCGAGACGGCCAUGAUCAACAUCAUCGUACUGCGGAGUAACUCUCAUCUGCGCGCCAUUUUGCAGGAGUAUGAGCGUCAGUACCGUGCUAACUUUGCACGCGACGCCCUCAAGAAGAGCGGAAACCUUGUUGGUGAACUUUUGGCUCACAUCCUGAACGGUGUGAUCAACCGUCCCGUUCGUGACGCCCUCCUCAUUCACCAUGCUACCUCGGCAUCUCGUAAAGAUGGACUUCGUCGCGAGCUACUCAUUUCACGUCUCGUUCGAUACCAUUGGGAUCCGCACCACAUGCGAGCCGUCAAACAAGCUUACCGCGAACGCUACGGUAGAGGCAUGAGAGAUGCUGUUCGUGAUGCAACAAGCGGCGAAUGGGGCGAGUUCUGCGGUGAAUUAUGCAUUGCACGUAUGCCGGAUGAUGUAAGAAAAUUCGACAAGGUUAGCUAUGGCACGCGAUAA
Fusarium coffeatum is the source of this 2409-nucleotide messenger RNA. RefSeq lists its product as uncharacterized. Gene Ontology annotation, cellular component: cytoplasm. Lineage: Eukaryota; Fungi; Ascomycota; Sordariomycetes; Hypocreales; Nectriaceae. Gene Ontology annotation, molecular function: calcium-dependent phospholipid binding; calcium ion binding. The transcript has 2 exons. The record is from RefSeq and is a predicted model, not a curated record. Bases 1 to 2409 code for a protein of 802 amino acids.